This is a messenger RNA of Vitis riparia (riverbank grape), 1430 nucleotides long. Its product is annotated as LRR repeats and ubiquitin-like domain-containing protein At2g30105. Gene Ontology annotation, molecular function: protein binding. The record is from RefSeq and is a predicted model, not a curated record. The transcript has 10 exons. The coding region runs from base 134 to 1276 and encodes 380 amino acids. Lineage: Eukaryota; Viridiplantae; Streptophyta; Magnoliopsida; Vitales; Vitaceae.
GAAUUUUUUAGAAAAUAGAGGGACGCGAAGGGAGCAAGGCAGGAGGGCAGGUUCCUCGUUUGAUUUUUGGUUUAAAAGCAAGGCAGAGAGCUAACGGCAAAACAUUUCUUGGGAUUUCUUAUUGGAAACCCAAAUGGAAAACAGUGGUACUAGCGGUGGCGUUGACGAUGCCAAGACAGCCACCACCAUAACACUGAACAUCAAGUUCAGUGGAAGAUCCAUACCUGUUUCUGUCUCUCCGAACUCUACCGUCAAAGACCUCAAGUCUCUUCUCCAGCCUCUCACCAAUGUCCUUACUCGGGGACAAAAACUCAUUUUCAAAGGGAGGGUUCUGGCAGAUGGCAUGACGUUGCGUGAGUCGGAGAUCACGGAUGGGGCUAAGGUUAUGCUGAUGGCUUCUCAGGGCUUGCAUCAAGGGGGCGGUCCAAUCUUGAAGGAAGCUCCAACCCGUCCCAUUUUGAGGGAAACAGCGCAUGCCAAUCCAAAGGGGAAUAAGAGGUCUGAAGUUUUUAUUGGUAAGGGUCAUUUGGAUCGGUGGAAGCUUACUGGAGUUAUUGCAUUGUCUGAAUGCCAUUUGAAGGCUAUACCUGAUGAAGUGUGGGUUUGUGGACCUUCUGCAAGAGUACUUGAUCUAAACAACAACUUUAUUCAAGAUGUACCAGUCAAAAUUGGCUGUUUGAGUUCUAUGCAGAAAUUGCUCCUUAGUGCAAAUGAUAUAUUGGAUGAAUCCAUUAGCUGGGAAGGAGUAGUAUCUCUGAAGUCUCUAACAGUUCUGUCUCUGAGCCAAAACUAUUUAACAAUGUUGCCUUCUGCACUGGGUGCUCUGACUUCUCUAAGGCAACUUCACAUUGCAAGCAACAAGCUGAAAAGUCUCCCAAUCCAGAUAGGACUUAUGACUCAGCUGGAAGUUUUGAAAGCUAACAAUAAUAGGAUAAGCACCAUUCCUACACAAAUAGGCGAUUGUAAUUCUCUAAUUGAGGUUGAAUUUUCAUCGAACCUUCUGUCAGAGUUGCCUGAGACAUUUAGCAAUUUACAAAAUCUAAAGGCUCUGCAUCUAAGUAACAAUGGGAUCAAAUCCCUCCCCCGUAAUUUAUUCAAGAUGUGCCUCCAACUCUCAACCCUUGAUCUCCAUGGCACCGAAAUCACUAUGGAUCUCCUCCGUCAAUUUGAAGGAUGGGAAAAUUUUGAUGAACGUCGUCGGGACAAACAUCAGAAGCAACUGGAUUUUAGAGUUGUGGACUCUACCGCAUUUGAUGAAGGAGCUGAUAAAAACUGACAGCAUAGUUGGCUGCUCAUAUAAAUCGGCUCCGCAAAUAGAUUCAGACGUGUUACAGGUGCAAAACAUUGUAGCUCUCUUUUAUGCGUGAUUUUUCUGUCACAUUUUUUGAAAUCAUAAACAUGGACUAUUGUUUGUUUUCGGAUGGCAAAAA